This is a messenger RNA of Andrographis paniculata, 3001 nucleotides long. RefSeq lists its product as uncharacterized. The record is from RefSeq and is a predicted model, not a curated record. Gene Ontology annotation, molecular function: zinc ion binding. NCBI's taxonomy places the organism in Eukaryota, Viridiplantae, Streptophyta, Magnoliopsida, Lamiales, Acanthaceae. The coding region runs from base 122 to 2497 and encodes 791 amino acids. The transcript is spliced from 7 exons.
CUUUCCGUUUCUUUCUUCGUCUUUCUCAUUUUGCUUCUUCUCCGCCCCCUUCCUUCUUCUUCUUCGUUGCGUCCGCCUUUCUCCCGGAGACGAAGUCCGCCGCUGCCCGCUGGAACAAACGAUGGCUAGGUGGGAUGAGAUAUUAUCCCUGCCAGUGCAGAACCCCUCAAACUUGGAGUUCUCUGCCGCCGAUCUUGUUUGGUCCAAGGUUGAAGGCUGGCGUGACAAAAUCGAUAGACUUGCUCUGAUUCCAUUCUCCAGGGUAGAUGAUUUUGUUAGAGGGGAAUCAAACAAUAAAGAGUGCCCUACAAGAUUCCAUGUUGAGGCGAGGAGGAGACGAACUCCGCAGACAGCUUACAAACCAAAAGUCGAUGGAAUUCUUGAAUACAUCAUGUACUGGUGCUCCUUUGGGCCAGAUGAUCAUAGAAAAGGUGGUUCGAUUCGUCCAAGUAGGUCUACUUAUGUUCCAAAGAACAAAUCUUCUGGUAGACCAAAUACAAAGAGGGGUUGCACCUGUCAUUUUAUUGUUAAACGCUUAAUUGCUGAGCCGACGGUGGCUCUUAUUAUAUAUAAUCAAGAUAAGCAUAUUGAUAAAUCUGGGUUGCCAUGUCAUGGUCCGCUAGACCAAAAAGCUGUUGGGACUCGUGCCAUGUAUGCUCCAUAUAUUUCAGAAGAGCUCCGCCUCCGUGUCUUGUCUCUCCUUCAUGUUGGGGUCUCUGUAGAAACAAUUAUGCAGAGACAUAAUGAAUCAGUGGAGAAACAAGGCGGUCCAUGUAAUAGAGAUGAUCUUUUGACUCAUAGAUAUGUUCGUCGACAAGAGAGAAGUAUUAGGCGAUCUACGUAUCAACUAGAUGAAGAUGAUGCAGUGAGCAUUAACAUGUGGGUUGAAACCCACCAAAAUAAUGUUUUCUUCUAUGAAGAUUACUCUGAUUCUGAUCCUUUUACCCUGGGAAUUCAAACAGAGUGGCAGUUGCAACAAAUGAUUCAAUUUGGAAAUUGCCGUUUACUGGCAUAUAAUCGGAACUUUGGUUCAAAUAAAUUGAAGUACCCUCUUUGUAGCCUUGUCGUGUUUAACUCAGAAAACAAGGCUAUCCCUGUAGCUUGGAUAAUCACUUCUAGAUUUUCGAGUACCGAAUCAUACAGAUGGAUGCGGGCACUGUACAAUAGAGUUUGUGCAAAAGAUCCAACAUGGAGAUUGGCUGGGAUUAUUGUGGAUGAUCCAUUGGCAGAUAUCUUGGCAAUUAGGGAAGUCUUUCAAUGCACAGUAUUGAUAUCCUUUUGGCGUGUUCGCCAUGCAUGGCAUAAAAAUUUGAUGACAAGAUGCUCGGAGAUAGAAAUGCAAGCCGAAAUAGCAAAACAUCUAAGUCCUGUGGUUAAUGAUAUUCGCAAAGGAUCUGUUCAUGCGUUUGAAAAUUUCAUGGAAGACCUUGUCGAUGCAGCCGAGUUCAUGGACUACAUCAAGGCAGUUUGGCAUCCAAGGAUAGAUAUGUGGGCGAACGCAUUGACGACUCUUCCUCUCGCCAGUCUAGAGACCUGCGCAGCUAUGGAAUUUUAUCACAGCCAGUUGAAGCUUAGGUUACUGAACGAAAGAGGCCAACAAGCAUACCAGCGCGCCGAUUGGCUUGUUGAUAAGCUUGCCACAAAAGUGCAUUCUUAUUUUUGGCUCGACGAGUACUCAGAAAAAGAGGAUUUUGCUCGAUACUGGAAAGAUGAAUGGAUGAGUGGUCCAACAGCAUGGAGAAAAUCACAAAGUAUUCCAGAUUCCCAUGUGAUCGUCGAAGGUAAGUGCGCUAAAGUUACCGAGCUCGUAGAUACGGUAAAUACAUGCCAUAUAGUAUGGAACCCCGGUUCAGAGUACGCAAUCUGCGACUGCGACUGGGCGAAAAUGGGGAACUUGUGCGAGCAUGUUUUCAAAGUAAUGAAACUUUGUCGCAAGAAAAGAACCGUCGCCCCAUCCGUCAGCAUGCUCCAGUACAGCCAGGCGUUAAUGAAUAUGUUACGUUGCCAUCCUUUCGACUCUAUGGUUCGCGAUCAUGCUGUUACCUUAGCUGCCUGGUUACAGGUGCAGUUAAAUGUACAAAUUGAUACGGAAAGCACCGAGGAAGAUGAAGAAGUACAGGUUAACUCCGUAAGCUCCCAAGAUGAAGAAAAUGGUACAGAGCAGAGAAGUAUGGAAAUCGAAGCAUCUGUAGCGGAUGAUGUGAAGAAGGCUUCUGAAUCAGAAAUAAAGGCAGCAGCAGAAGAGGCAACACUCUCCGACGCUGCUGAAUCCGCUCCUGUGCCAGAAUCUGGUGGUUUUCUCCACUUUCUUAUUUAUCAGAUCUACAUAAAGCUGCUGCUGUGGCUGUCAGAGGAGAUCUCUCAGCAAUGUAUUGUCUGCCGUUCUCGAAAAUCAGUAUGUUCUUAUUUUCUAUAUUUGGACUGGUUUCAAUGGCUGAGGUUUAUAUUACGUUGUUUAUAUAUUAGAAGUGAACUGUAUUUAUGUGUGUUUUUGUGAGGGUUUCUUAGAUUAGAAAUGUAAGCAGAAGACGAGAUAUAUGUGGAUCUACAAUUCGACACCGUGACGUCAUUAAUAGUUCUAGUGUUAAUCAUGGCACACAUUUUAGUCUGUCUUAGAAAUUGCAUUUUCGAUGGUGACUGCUUACUAGUUGUUGGAGAGUCAGAGACCAUGAGGAAAGAAUAAUAUGGUUUCAAUUCAUUGUAGAUAUUUGAUGCGGAGAGUUGAAAUGGAUUACAUUCACAGAUAGUGGCUGACAUUUUUCCUUCCCAUUCUACAAUGGAAAUGGAAUGAAUUUGUUGUGUAGAAAUUAUAAUCAGGUUUUUGUAUUUAUUUCUAUUUAAAUUAGUUGCUAAUAGAGCUUUUCCCUUUUUGAGUCUGACUAGUUUAAGAGCUAGGUGAACUAUUUAGCGUCGGAUCUUAGACAGAAAUGGCUGUUUAUUUACAUCUACUAUACCCGAUUGGCUUCUUUCGUUAUUGUUUCUGCUAAAUUUGUAUGAGUUU